AUGCAUGGUGACUCUCCACCAAUGCUGGGACAGUCGGGAAAUGGAAAGUGGUUGGAAUCCUUUCAUGAGGGCCGACCGGAGGAGCUUCCCUGUGAUCACGGAGUUGAUGUGGCAAUGCAAAGCGGGUACACCGCCAGACAGACGCCAAGCGACAUCAUGAAGCGCGGGCCACUCUUUGAUCCAGACAGUGAUGGCCGAAGCCCACUCAUCAGCGAGAUGAGUUCUUCCAGCUUUUUGGGCUCCAGCGGGUGCAGAGCUUGGCCGAUCCAGGGACCGACCAUGUCCCGAAGCACGGCCCGAGUUUCAGAUCACUCCUCGAGGCGUCCUGUGCCUUUGUGGACGGACCUCAAAGCCGCCACGGAGCCUGCCCGCGCGGCAAAGCCAUCGGGUUCUUGGGCGCUGGCAGAGGCGAGUACUCGUGAGAGCGAGGCUUUCUCCGUGGCAACCUCCAUCAGCUUCGGUCGCGAGGAUCCGCGUGUGUGUGAUGCGAGUAUGCCUGCAGCGGCAGCAACACAACCGGUUGCUUCCAGGGUUUCCAGCUCGGCAAAAAGCACACUUCCCGGCGUGGCGCGGCAGUUGGACUUCGAAGGGGUAGGAGGAGUUUUUGCCGAGCCUGACCAUAGUCCUUUGAGCUCUGUGGAUGCUUGGCACAGUCGAACAUCGUCGUUGUCCAGUCUGGACGAGCUCCGGGAGCUCAGUCUUUUGAGCUUCAGCUCCCCCAAUUCUCGAGAAUUUCGACAUGAGUCAACACAGACAGAGACGGCGUUUGCAGACAAGAGCCAUGAGACUUGCAACACCAAGCCUGCAAGCUGUGAAGUACAAUCUGUGCGACCUGCAAGUGCAACAGGGGAGAUGCCCGACGAAGCGUUACGUGGCUUUUUGCUGCAUGUUUGCACCUGCUGUAAACACUGGAAGCGCAGCCCAACUGCUGUGCAGAACCGCCCGGGCUGGAAGGGACGAAGCUCUUUAAAUUCUUUGGUAGAGGAGCGCCUGCCAUCUACGACGAAGUCUUUGAGAAGCCGCCGAUCUCAAUCCAACUCUCGACAGCAACGGAUUUCGCCGGAGACAUUCACACUUGAAGAGUUGCAGGCUGCAUCACGCUUCGCGCAAUAUCGCUGCGAUGAGCACAGACGGAGCUUGCAGCUAGGAGGGCGCACCGGCCGUUGGUAG
Molecule: messenger RNA, 1170 nt
Organism: Symbiodinium sp. CCMP2592
Lineage: Eukaryota; Dinophyceae; Suessiales; Symbiodiniaceae
Source: the annotation of a GenBank genome assembly